Messenger RNA from Fusarium oxysporum Fo47, 887 nucleotides. Its product is annotated as thioredoxin-like protein. The coding region runs from base 23 to 562 and encodes 179 amino acids. The record is from RefSeq and is a predicted model, not a curated record. NCBI's taxonomy places the organism in Eukaryota, Fungi, Ascomycota, Sordariomycetes, Hypocreales, Nectriaceae. The transcript has a single exon.
CUUUGCGAUUCUCUCAAGAUCCAUGAGAAAGCGGAGGCAGAGAGAAAAUAAGGAUAUAAACACAUCGCAGCCUCAACAACGCCAAGAUUACUCACAUCAACUGCCGAAACUAAAUCGACUUUCAUCUCACCGUAUCUCAAAACUCUCGUCAAAAACUUUGCCGAUCUCUGUAGAUCAAUACCAGCAAAAAAACAAAAUGGUGCAUCAUAUCACUUCAAACGAUGAGCUUCAAAAGCUCCUCUCGUCAACAACAUAUGUCGCCGUCGACUUCUUCGCAGACUGGUGUCCCCCCUGCAAAGCCAUCGCCCCCGUGUACGAGCAACUCGCCACCAAGCACAGCGUCGACAAUGUCCUCGCCUUUGCAAAAGUCAACGUAGACCACGUCCAAGACGCCGCGCGCCAGUACGGCAUAACAGCCAUGCCGACGUUCCUGUUCUUCAAGGAAGGGAAGCAAGUCGCUGUCAACGGGCAGGUUGAGAUCAAGGGCGCUGACCCGAGGAGUCUGGGGGCUGCUGCUGAGAAGUUGGGGGGACUAGCGCAGAAGAGGGUUUCUGGAGCGUAGAGUGAUGAGGGUUUCGGGGAUUUUACUCCUGGGGAUCGGCCCGUGGAGUUUGGAAUUGUUCUUUGGUCUUGCUUUAGCGUGUUGGCAGGAAUGCAGCCAUUGUGGAGGGGGAAAAAGUUAAGCUGGUGUGAUGCUUUUAGUAUGGUUAGCGACGAGACAAGGGAAUAACAAACAUGUCUGUUUCCGGAUAUGAUUGAGUUUACGUGAAACGGGACUACAGGUGUAUAGCGUCAUUUGAGGUCUUUCUGACUCGAUGACUGUGAGAACAAUCAAUAGAGGAAUGCUAUGAAUCAAUGUAUGACGAUGAAUUAUUAUUCGCUGGUUA